This is a messenger RNA of Octodon degus (degu), 4180 nucleotides long. It is a transcript of the gene Asb15, whose product is annotated as ankyrin repeat and SOCS box containing 15. The transcript is spliced from 11 exons. Gene Ontology annotation, biological process: intracellular signal transduction. Gene Ontology annotation, molecular function: protein binding. NCBI's taxonomy places the organism in Eukaryota, Metazoa, Chordata, Mammalia, Rodentia, Octodontidae. Gene Ontology annotation, cellular component: cytoplasm. The record is from RefSeq and is a predicted model, not a curated record. Bases 164 to 1930 code for a protein of 588 amino acids.
CAGAGGAACACAUGGGCUCCAGGGCACUUCCUCUGGUUUAGGAAAGCAAAUCCCUGGAUGAGAGUGACAAGAUGAUCAUUCCAAAAGGAUAAAUCCCACUGAUUCUCUCUAGGACUUUUCACUAGAUGAGCUCAGCAAUCAAGAUCCAUAUCAUUUUCAAGGUAUGGAUCCUAACAGUGACCUCGAUGAAGAUAAUCUUACAAGUUAUGAUAUUCAGCUUAGUAUUGAAGAAUCCAUUGAAGCCAGGCAGGCCAUGUUUCACCCUAAAAGAUUUGUGCCACAAAGUGAUCAAAACAGAAAACUGGUGGAGGCCAUAAAUCAAGGUCACAUCCUUGAGCUCCAGGAGUGUAUGAAAUACAGAUAUGCACUGGAUGAAGCUGAUGAAAAAGGAUGGCUUCCAUUGCAUGAAGCUGUUGUUCAACCAAUUCAACAGAUUCUUGAAAUUGUUCUGGAUGCAUCCUAUAAGACACUCUGGGAAUUCAAGACCUAUGAUGGAGAAACACCCUUGACUUUGGCAGUCAAAGCUGGUCUGGUGGAAAAUGUGAAGACUUUAUUAGAAAAGGGAAUAUGUCCCAAUACAAAAAAUGAUAAAGGAGAGACACCUCUUCUGAUUGCUGUUAAAAAAGGCUCCUUUGACAUGGUAUCUGCUCUGAUCAAGCACAACACCAGCCUUGACCAACCCUGUGUCAAGCGGUGGUCAGCAAUGCAUGAAGCAGCCAAGCAAGGCCGGAAAGAUAUUAUAUCUUUGCUCCUAAACCAUGGAGGCAACACCCACCUGAGAGAUGGGUUUGGAGUCACCCCACUAGGGGUUGCUGCAGAGUUUGGUCACUGUGAUGUUUUGGAACAUCUAAUCCACAAAGGUGGUGAUGUGUUUGCUUUGGCGGAUGAUGGGGCAUCAGUGUUGUUCGAGGCAGCAGGUGGGGGUAACCCUGACUGCAUCGCCCUCCUGCUGGAGUAUGGUGGAAGUGGAAACAUACCCAACAGAGCGGGACACCUCCCCAUUCACCGAGCUGCCUAUGAGGGCCACUAUCUUGCAUUAAAAUAUCUUAUCCCAGUAACAUCCAAAAAUGCAAUUCGGAAAAGUGGGCUAACUCCAGUUCACUCAGCAGCAGAUGGACAGAAUGCACAGUGCCUAGAACUGCUUAUUGAAAGUGGUUUUGAUAUCAAUGCCUUACUUGCCGAUCACAUUUCCAAGAGCUAUGAGGACGAAAGGAAAACAGCACUAUAUUUUGCCGUUUCUAAUAAUGACAUCCAUUGCACAGAAGUCCUUCUGGCUGCAGGUGCAGACCCAAACCUGGAUCCCCUCAACUGUCUCCUUGUGGCAGUGAGAGCCAAUAAUCAUGAAAUUGUCCGGCUGCUUCUUUCUCAUGGAGCUAAUGUCAAUUGCUAUUUCAUGCGUGUGAAUGACACUCGUUUCCCCAGUGCCAUUCAGUAUGCUCUAAACGACGAAGUCAUGCUGAGGCUACUGCUGAAUCAUGGCUAUCAAGUGGAGAUGUGCUUUGACUGUAUGCAUGGGGACGUUUUCGGAAAUUCAUUUGUGUGGUCCAAGAUUGAGGAAGAAGUACUUCCAGGUUGGACGUCUUGUGUAAUAAAAGAUAAUCCGUUCUGUGAGUUUAUUACAGUUCCUUGGAUGAAACACCUCGUAGGAAGCAUUGUUCGUGUAUUAAUCGAUUACAUGGAUUAUGUCCCUCUGUGUGCUAAGCUGAAGUCUGCACUAGAAGUACAGAAAGAAUGGCCAGAGAUACGCCAAGUACUGGAGAAUCCUUGUUCGCUAAAGCAUUUAUGUCGGUUAAAAAUUCGAAGACUUGUGGGACUCCAGCGCCUCAGCCAGCCGGCCUCCAUGGAGAAGCUGCCUCUACCACCAGCUGUGCAAAGAUAUAUAUUAUUUAAAGAGUAUGAUCUCUAUGGACAAGCGCUAAAAUUGCCAUAACUUAAGAAUAACAUUUUAAAAUGUGAUUUCUAAGAUAUUUUAAAAUGUGAUUCCUUUAAAAUGUGAGAAUUUAUUGGAAGCACUUUACACCCUUAAGUGUAUUUAAAUCCAUUUUUGACAAUGGUAUAGGUAUACUGUAUCCUUAUGGGUAUGUUAAAGACAUUGACUUUUUAAAAGCUAGUCAAUGUCUUAUACUGUAUUUGAAUAUAUAGUGACUAUUGUCACCUGCCACAAACUUUCAAAUUCUCCCCAUCAACUGGCUCCUACAAUAACCAGAAAUGACUUUUUAUGUUUCAGAAAGCAAAUAACUGCUUUGUUAAGCCUACAUCCCUGCCAGCUGUGGGGUCCAUUUCGCCUCUGUCUUUGGAAGGUCAACGUGUGAAAGAGCCCCUUCCUGCCUGCAGGUUCCCUCUCUGUGGCUUCCUGUCUGCGGCAUGCACAGCCCUCAUAAGGCUCCUGACAACCUUUUUGUCGCUCAAUCCAACGAGCACCUCUCAGCUGCUCUCCGUCGAUGCCUACCACACCUGGUGCUGUUGGCUGCAGCUUCUUUGAAAUUGCGCCUCCUUCCUUGGUUUUCAUUACACAGAGACCAUUUUGCUUGGCUCUGGUCCUACCUCCUCAGCUGGUCUGUCUUCUUUCACUUUGCCAUCCGCUGCCAAUCCUUUAGUUAUGUUUUCUCUGAGACGAUUCAUCUAUUGCAUGAUUGCAAUCAUUUUGCUGGUGACCCCAAGGCAUAUUUCCAGCCUCAGCUCUUGCUCAAGGGCUUGAGCGCAGUAGAGCCGAAUAGCCCAAUGGACAUUUGAGCCAAAGACCUCAAAUUCAAUGUGUCCCCAAGUGAACAAUACCCAUUUUCUCAGCCAUUAUAACAAAUCACCUAUCCCAUUAAGUUUAUCUCUUGAAAUUAUCUUUUUCUGAUCUGUCUCAUCAAUUUGAUCCUAAGCCUGACUAUGAGCUCUUUCCUGGGUGACACAGUGACACUCAUCUGCUUGCUUGUGUUUGUCUUACCCUAUCCCAUACAUACUCGACACCCAGAAUACCAGAAUUUCCUUUUAUAAAUGUAACUGGAGUUUAAAAUCAUUAAAACCAUUCUCAUUUCUCAUAGAAUAACAUCCAAAGUUCUCAGCUGGCCCUUUGUGUUCUAAGUCCUGCCUUUCUCCUUGGCCUUAUCUCUUGAUGUGUCUCUUACCACCAUCCCUUUAAUUAUAUGUGUUCAGAGGUUUAUUCUUGACAGUGAUUCCUUGAUUUUAAAGUUUUAUAUGUAAUUAGUUUUUGCUUUUUUCAUUCUAAAAUUAGGUCAUGUAUUUUUUUAAAAUGCCGUUCCUAUCCCCAUCAUUUUAUAAGAAUGCUGGAAGGUAAGAAGUUGUAAACUGAGACAUUAAAACUGAAUGGCGUUAGUGCUGGAAACGCUUAACACUGCUAUCUUUUUCCUGUAGAUGAGUGAGAAUUUCACUGUGGUCCAGUGAGUUUUAUGAGAAUCUUUGCAUGGGAACCACUGGUGUAGAAUAGAUCAAGGUUUUUUGAACCUCAGGCCUGUACUUUUACCUCUCCCUCUGUGUGCAUUCUUCUUUCCAUUUCUUUCUGCCUCUCUGCCUUUUCCCUCAGAUCUCAACUGAGAUGCCGCUUCCUGUAGAAGGGGAGGCCCCUCCCCAGUGCCUGUCCUCUUGCACUGCAGGAAACUCUGUGCCCAUCUGUCUUCCCCACUAGACUGCAAGCUCUGCAAGGGCAGGCUCUACAUCUGUCUGUUCCCCAGUCUCUCCUCAGGGCCAAACACAUUCCCUAGAGCAUGAAUGUUAUACAAGACCCAGACAAAAAUAAUCAGUGACCUCAUGGUGAAAUGACACUUUCAAAUUUCUGAAUUGGUUGGAUAAUAUUAGUAAUGUGACUAUCUAAGUGUAUUAUUCUUAGAUCUUAAUAGUGUAUUUCUUAUAUUUUAAUUUGUAUCUUGCAUAACUGUAUUUUUUUAAUAGUAGUGCCUCACUGGUUUGUACAUUUUUCAAUUGUAGUUAAUGUCAGCUAUCUUUAAAACAUAAGUAUAAAAUGCUGCUUAAUUAGGGCUAUAGUUUAUACUAAUUAAACUUUAAUAUAUUUAAUUUGAACUGUAAUGUUUUAUGUACAUGGCUUCUUGAUUCCUAUGUGGCUUAGUUGUGGUUGAAAUGUUUUGUUACCUGCAAAUAUAUCUAUGAAUAAAUAAAAGUUAAUACUGACUGUGUAAGUCUGUUAUAUGAUACUUCAGAUGUUAAACUGUACACC